UGAGAAUUUUGCCCCAAUAUAAGAGAAAGGAUCAGUGAAGAUGAAAAUGGCAUUUCUUUCGGUAUUAAUUUUGAUCUGCUUGAUUCUACAUCAGUCAGACAGAACUAGCGCCUGGUUCUUACUUAAGUCCCACAGUAGAUGCCAAGGAGGAAAGCCAUAUUACUUUGGAACCACAGACUUGCUGUGCAAAAUCGGACGUAGAUCAGCUCCGAGUCGCUUUACGCUGAGCGUAAGUCACCGCUGGAUCCUCUUUGACGGGGAAUACUUUGAGUGGGGCGUCCAUGGGCAGUCCUAUUACUAUGGUAACACGCUGACGGACGGGGAUCACUGUCAUACUGAGCGAGAGGCGGAUCCCGCAGGAUACAGUCAGCUGGACAGAAGUUGUAUCGAGAAAUGUGCUCGAUCGUACAAAGGGAGGUAUGGCGCUUACAAUCUGUUGACGAACAACUGCCAUGACUUCGCUAACAAAUUAUCGGAGGUUUUAUGUAACCAUACGACUUGUCCAGAAUGGUGUCAAUAAAAUAUGAUCAAUCA
Messenger RNA from Saccostrea cuccullata (small rock oyster), 534 nucleotides. RefSeq lists its product as uncharacterized. Lineage: Eukaryota; Metazoa; Mollusca; Bivalvia; Ostreida; Ostreidae. Bases 41 to 520 code for a protein of 159 amino acids. The record is from RefSeq and is a predicted model, not a curated record. The transcript has 3 exons.